AUGGCUCUAUUUAAAUUGGAGAGUUUAGCUGAUAUGUAUUGUAUGCAGAUGAUUAUGAGCAAGAUGCAAGGACACAAAAAGCCUGGGAUGCAGAAAGACCAGGACACACAAAUCUGGAGAGGUCCUUGGUCAUCAGCUGGUCCAUCAUGGGCUUUGUAUAACGGUGGUGCAGGGCCGCAGGCCAAAAUUGAGCAUGUUAAUGUUGGGAUUUACAUCCUUGGUCCUCAUGGUGCUGCCGCUGAAGUAGAUCAUAUGCAUUUUACUGAAGUGGGAGUACUGCCAGUUCUCCACUCAGCGUAA
This is a messenger RNA of Triticum turgidum subsp. durum (durum wheat), 300 nucleotides long. The record is from the annotation of a GenBank genome assembly. NCBI's taxonomy places the organism in Eukaryota, Viridiplantae, Streptophyta, Magnoliopsida, Poales, Poaceae.